This is a messenger RNA of Cladophialophora psammophila CBS 110553, 1644 nucleotides long. RefSeq lists its product as uncharacterized. Lineage: Eukaryota; Fungi; Ascomycota; Eurotiomycetes; Chaetothyriales; Herpotrichiellaceae. The transcript has 5 exons. Gene Ontology annotation, molecular function: carbohydrate:proton symporter activity. The coding region runs from base 1 to 1644 and encodes 547 amino acids. The record is from RefSeq and is a predicted model, not a curated record. Gene Ontology annotation, cellular component: membrane. Gene Ontology annotation, biological process: carbohydrate transport; transmembrane transport.
AUGCCUGGUGAAGGCGCUGUCCACCUUGCGGCCACGACCGAUGUCGCCCGCGUCGAAGCACCGGUUACUUUGAGGGCCUACCUGAUGUGCGCCUUUGCGGCCUUCGGGGGCAUUUUCUUUGGGUAUGACUCGGGCUAUAUCAACGGCGUGAUGGCGAUGAAAUUUUUCAUUCAUGAAUUCACUGGCGAGCCGUAUCCCGAGGCAGAUGCGACGGCCGCAGAGACUGCGGCUUUUGUCAUCCCUUCGUGGCGCCAGUCCCUGAUCGUGUCAAUCCUGUCUUGUGGUACCUUCUUCGGUGCAAUCAUUGCCGGUGACCUCGCCGACUUCAUUGGUCGUCGAACCACCGUCAUUGCCGGUUGCGUCGUGUUCUGCGUCGGCGCCGCCCUCCAGACUGCUGCCACAGCUUACGGUCUUCUCAUCGCCGGUCGUCUCAUAGCUGGAUUCGGUGUUGGUUUUGUGUCCGCCAUAAUCAUAUUGUACAUGUCGGAAAUCUCCCCCCGCAAGGUCCGUGGCGCUCUUGUUUCCGGGUACCAAUUCUGUAUCACUCUCGGUCUGCUGUUGGCGUCGUGCGUUGUCUACGGCACCGAAAAUUAUACCGACUCUGGUUCAUACCGAAUUCCCAUUGCUCUCCAAAUGCUCUGGGCGAUUAUAUUGGCCGCAGGACUGCUCACCUUGCCCGAAUCUCCACGAUAUUUUGUCAAACGCGGCAACCUAGACAAAGCAACCAACGCUCUUGCUCGUCUCCGAGGCCAGCCUCGCGUGUCCGAGCUGAUCCAGCAGGAGCUGGCAGAGAUCGUCGCCAAUCAUGAGUAUGAGCUGCGAGUCAUUCCCCAAGGGGGCUACUUUGCCAGUUGGGCCAGCUGCUUCAAAGGCAGUCUCUUCAAACCGAGCUCGAACCUGCGUCGAACGAUUUUGGGUACUUCUCUGCAGAUGAUGCAGCAGUGGACAGGAGUCAAUUUCAUCUUUUACUUUGGCACCACUUUCUUCACCCAGCUCGGAACUAUUCAGAACCCCUUCCUGAUUUCUCUAAUCACAACUCUCGUGAAUGUCUGUUCAACUCCGCUAUCUUUCUGGAUCAUUGAGCGAUUCGGUCGUCGUUCAAUCAUGAUCUGGGGUGCUGUCGGUAUGGUCGUGUGCCAGUUCGUCGUCGCAAUCGCUGGAACUUCCGACGGCCACAAUCCGCAGACUGUCAAGGCUGAGAUUGCAUUUAUCUGCAUUUACAUCUUCUUUUUCGCAACUACGUGGGGACCCGGGGCCUGGGUGGUGAUUGGAGAAGUGUUUCCUCUCCCUAUCCGGUCUCGUGGAGUCGGGCUGUCCACCGCCUCGAAUUGGCUCUGGAACUGUAUCAUCGCCGUCAUCACACCGUACAUGGUGAGUUCUGAUAAAGGUAACCUUGGACCCAAGGUGUUCUUUAUCUGGGGUUCCCUAUGCGGGUGUUGCCUUGUCUAUGCCUAUUUCCUCAUCCCUGAAACCAAAGGUCUUACCCUAGAACAAGUCGACCGGAUGUUGGAAGAGACGACUCCGCGGACAUCGUCGCGAUGGACACCGAAGAGGACAUAUGCGGCCGAGAUGGGAGUUACUGAGGAUGGUGAACUCAAGUCAGAGGGCGUUGAAGGUAUCCAGUGCAAAGGCUCUGCUGUGUAA